Messenger RNA from Schistocerca serialis cubense, 960 nucleotides. RefSeq lists its product as uncharacterized. The record is from RefSeq and is a predicted model, not a curated record. Lineage: Eukaryota; Metazoa; Arthropoda; Insecta; Orthoptera; Acrididae. Bases 1 to 960 code for a protein of 319 amino acids. Gene Ontology annotation, biological process: sensory perception of taste. The transcript has a single exon. Gene Ontology annotation, cellular component: dendrite; neuronal cell body; axon.
AUGACUUUUUGGUACUUGGACGUGAAACAGUUUAUUAGUAUUCCUGGUUUAACAUUAGCCAUCUAUUUUUUGUUACUAUUGUUAGCAGACUUGAAACUCCUUCUUACAUUUUCGGUGUGCACUGUAACUAGACUUGGGAAUUUACGAUCGUUCAUAAAACAGUUGAUUAUUGUCGACAAGAACAUACAAGUCGUGGGAACAGAAUGCAACAAAUGGUUACCUAGUAUUCUCCUCAUCAUUCACAUUGCGCUUUUAAUUGCAGUUGGAUUAGUUGUACUGGAUGGACAACUACUACGUUUCUUUCACGCUUUGUUCCACUGCUUCAUAGAUUCAGUGGUGGUUCUGCAAUUCGUUGCACUGGUGCUGGAGCUGUGGAUAAGGUUCUGCAAGAUCAACACAUGCCUCCUGGAGGAGCUGUACCAUCCUGAAGUUGGCGUUGUGCAGCUCUUGCCACAGUCGCCUGCACCAGCAUGUAGACUGCGCCAGCUGAGGGAGUCCUACGUGUCGCUAGGACGCGCCGCCGAACUGUUGGGGGAACACUUUGGGCUGCCUGUGGCUCUGGAUGUCGGUCUCUGUGUGCUCGGCACAACCUGCAGUGCGUACGAGUUGCUCGUUAUGUUGGAAAGGCCGCACCUGAUGGACUUCCUCCCAUUCAGCCAGUCAGUGAGUUUGUCGGUGCUGUGGCUGGCUUAUCAGACUCUGAAGCUGGUGGCUUUGACACUGUCCUGCGCUGCAGCUCAGGACGUGGCGGAACGCACUGGUAUCCUGCUGCGGAGGUCGCCCGUGCUCCCACCUGGAAUUUCAGCAGAAAUGGACGCCUUCCUGCGUGUGACGUCGCGGGACCCUCCGCUGCGUUUUACAGCGUGGGGGUUCGUCAACAUCGACCGCAAUUUGUUAGUCUCAGCCUUCGGAGUAGUCAUUACGUAUCUGGUCGUUAUCAGCCAAUCUCUUGUUAAAUAA